Molecule: messenger RNA, 1155 nt
Organism: Acanthisitta chloris (rifleman)
Lineage: Eukaryota; Metazoa; Chordata; Aves; Passeriformes; Acanthisittidae
Gene: PTPN1
Product: protein tyrosine phosphatase, non-receptor type 1
Exons: 9
Coding region: 160-1155 (331 amino acids)
Biological process (GO): protein dephosphorylation
Molecular function (GO): protein tyrosine phosphatase activity
Source: RefSeq, a predicted model, not a curated record
CAGGACAUCAGGCACGAAGCCAGUGAUUUUCCAUGUAAAGUGGCCAAACAUCCCAGAAACAAAAACAGAAAUAGGUACAGAGAUGUCAGCCCCUUUGAUCACAGUCGAAUUAAGCUAAACCAAGGUGACAAUGACUAUAUCAAUGCUAGUUUGAUAAAAAUGGAAGAGGCCCAAAGGAGCUACAUCCUCACCCAGGGACCUUUGCCAAAUACUUGUGGCCACUUCUGGGAGAUGGUUUGGGAGCAGAAGAGCCGUGGUGUGGUCAUGCUGAACAGAGUGAUGGAAAAGGGCUCCAUAAAGUGUGCACAGUACUGGCCACGGAAGGAGGAGAAAGAAAUGUUUUUUGAAGACACAAACUUGAAGCUAACAUUGAUAUCUGAAGAUAUAAAAUCCUAUUACACAGUGCGACAGCUGGAACUGGAGAACCUGAGCACACAGGAAACUCGGGAGAUUCUGCACUUUCACUACACCACGUGGCCUGACUUCGGCCACUGCAGCGCCGGCAUCGGCCGCUCCGGCACCUUCUGCCUCGUGGACACGUGUCUCCUGCUGAUGGACAAACGGAAAGAUCCUUCGUCUGUGGACGUUAAACAGGUUCUCCUGGAGAUGAGGAAGUACAGGAUGGGACUCAUCCAGACUGCAGACCAGCUCCGGUUCUCCUACCUGGCUGUUAUCGAAGGGGCAAAGUUCAUCAUGGGAGAUGCUUCAGUGCAGGAGCAGUGGAAAGAGCUGUCCAAGGAGGACCUGGAGCCUCCCCCCGAGCACACGCCGCCGCCACCACGGCCACCCAAGAGAACCUCAGAGCUGCACAACGGGAGGAUGCACGAGCACACGGAGCUCCUGCCCAGGCACCAGGGAGCAGAGGAGCAGAUCGGGUGCUCAGUCAGCUCUGGGGAGGAGACUCUUCUGGACGGCUCAGCAACGGCACCUGCGCCGCUGGGCACAGACAGCACUAGUCAAGACACUGAACUGCGGAGGAGAACUGUUGGGGAGAACCUGCAGCUCUCAGCCCACCAAGAGUCGCUGAAGGCAGAAAACUCGGAAGAGGAUGAUGAGAACAUGGUGACAACUUGGAAGCCAUUUCUAGUGAAUAUCUGCAUGUUCGCUUUCCUCACAGCAGGAGCUUAUCUCUGCUACAGGGUGUGUUUCCACUGA